Messenger RNA from Leguminivora glycinivorella, 4858 nucleotides. RefSeq names its product verprolin (gene Mrtf). The transcript has 6 exons. NCBI's taxonomy places the organism in Eukaryota, Metazoa, Arthropoda, Insecta, Lepidoptera, Tortricidae. Bases 1 to 2979 code for a protein of 992 amino acids. The record is from RefSeq and is a predicted model, not a curated record.
AUGUGGAAUGGGCGCCGCCUAUCGGCUCGGGCGGGCGGCGUGGAUCAGUUUAGUGGCUGCAUCGCCGCCACCGCCACAGGAGCGGUAGAGCGGUACCUUGCGCGCGCGCAUAACACGGUGGCGGCGCCGGCGCGGGAUGCGCUGCCAUGCCGGUACGACACCGCGAGCUCGGCGACGAGAUCGCACCCCGAGCCGAAGCGCUGCAGACACUGCGACGAGAGCCGAUCGUCGUGCGGCGGAGGCGGCGGCUCCGAGGGCCCGGAGGGGCGCGCGUCGUGGCGCGUCACGCUGGACCACGACCUUGUGGAAACGCUGAGCGCCAUCUACCCCGAGUGGUUCAAGCCGCAACACAGACGCGAGCGCAGCCGCGCCGCCUCGCCUGCCUCGCCCGCCUCCACUGCCCCCACCUCGCCGGGAACGCCGGCCACAUCGCCGAACGACGACACGUUCAGUUCGGGCGCAGAGGAAAUGGCUAGCCGCCAGGCGGGCGGCGGCGAGCCGGCAAGCUCGCCGCCGCGCGUGUCGCCGCCGAAGGUGGUCGUGGACGACAGCCCGCUGCAGCCAGCCAUGGGCAAGCAUAAGGAAUCUUUGAAGGUGAAGCUGAUGAUGAGGAGACCCAUCAACCAACUGGUGGCGCAGGGGAUCAUGCCUCCACUCAAGACGCCACCAGCCUACUUCGAACAGUCGAAGCAACUAGAAAGAGCCAAAACAGGAGAUCUGCUAAAAGCAAAAAUACAGCGGCGACCUGACCGCCAAGAACUUGAGAGAAGGCAUAUUUUGGAACAGGAGAGCCAUGUGGACCCGAGCCUCGCGGAGAAGCAGCGCAUGCUCAAGAAGGCGCGGCUCGCGGACGCGCUCAACGACCAGCUGUCGCACCGGCCCGGCCCGCUCGAGCUCAUCAAGAAGAACAUCCUGCACACCGAGCAGGACAUCGAGACCGCCGUCAAGUCCGGCACGCUCGCCUUCCGCGCCACCUCCGAGGGCGCCUCCGGCCGCCCCGAGCACCCCUCCUCCUACUGCGGGCCCGACGACUCCUCCCCUUCCCCCUCGCCGCCCUGCCUGCUCUCCCCGGCGCCCUCGCCCUGCCCCGCCAGCACCGCCGCCGCCGCGCCCGUGCAGCACCCCGCGCCCGGCAAGGCCGACAAGAACCGCAAGAAGACCAAGCAUAAGCAGCAGCAGCCUAAGGCGCGCUUCAAAUUCCACGAAUACAAAGGCCCCCCGAAUGCCCACAAGGCGCCCUCUCCACCGGACUCGACCGAGACGCCGUACGAGCUGCUCCUCCAGCAGCAGCAGCUCCUCCUGCAGCUGAUGCCGGCGUCGCCGGCGCCCUCCUCCGCGUCGGUCGCGUCGGACUCUUCGGACGCGUACUCGACGGCGCCGCCGCCCCCGCCGCCGCCGCCGACGCCGCUGCACGUGACCCUCCAUCACUUGCCGACGCGGUACGAGGACAUGAAGGUGUCCGACCUCCGAGCGGAAUGCAAGCGGCGCAACCUGCGCGUCUCGGGGCCGAAGCCGCAGCUCAUCAGUCGCCUGCGACCGUUUUUGCUAGAGAAGGGCGAGGAACCCCCUCGGUCGCCGGCGUCCGUCGCGUCGGUCGCCUCCGUCGCCUCGCCCGAGUCGCGCUCCGAGCCGGAGCCGGCGGAGGACAUCGUGCAGUCCCAGCGGAGACAGAUCGAGGAGCUCGAGAGGAAGCUGGAGGCGUCGCGCCAGCAGCUGGAGGCGGUGCGGCGCGAGGCGGCCGGCGCGGCCGCCAGCGACCAGAGCCGGCGGCUGCUGCAGGCGCACCUGUGCGUCACGCAGCUGCGCGCGCAGCUGGACGCGCUGCAGCAGCCGCCCCCCGCGCCCGCGCAGCCGCCGCCCUCCGCGCCCGCCGCUCCGCCCGCGCCGCGCUACGUGCUGGCCGCGUCGGACGCCACGCCCGAGCGCCUCGUGCGCCUCUUCACCGUGGCGCAGCCCGCCGCCGCGGACGUGGUCGACCCCGCCGCCGCCAAGACCGCCAACUACAUCCUGAACGGCGUCAAGGUGGUCCCUAUCGCGAUUUUACCCUCGCCGCAUUAUGAACCCGAACGCGCCGCUGUGCCGCCUCCCCCGCCGCCGCCCCCGCCGAUGCCGCUUCCGACGCUGCACGACCGCAACGAGGACAUGGACGACGUCAUCGAGCUGCUGGUGGAAAAUGGCGAGUUGCCACCGUCGGUAGUGGGCGCGGCGGAGAAUCAGCCGAUGCGGACCGAGUUCUUGACCGACAGUGCCGACGCGUUCUCCCCGGCCGAAGUUCUCGGGGACAGUCGGACGCGAGAUUCGCUCGCCGCCGACGAGCUGCAGCGGGAGCUCAAUGACAUCCAGAACGAGAUCAUGAACCACGCGGACCUUCACGCCGUCAACGGCAAUCGCUGCGAUAUAGACUCCACCGCCGCCGACAUCGACCCGGAACUCAGCGUGGAUCUACUGACGAACAAUGAUUUCCAUCCCGACUUCAGCUCCGACCCCACCUCCGGCGACCACGACGACUUUUUCGGUCUGCUGUCGGGCGAGACGGACCACGCGGACGAAAACUCGCAGACCGCGAUGGACAUCGGCGAGGACCCGCCCGAGCGCAUGGCGAUGACCCCGCUCACCAACGGCGACAUCCUCGACCACACGAGGACCGGCUUCGAGGACAUGGACGACCUGUCGCUGCCGUCGUUCCAGGAGGACAUGAUCCAGGAGCGGGCCGUGCGAGUUCGACCUGAAGGAGUUCGGGAUCGACAUCGGGUCGAACAUGACGGUGGACGGGGACGCGUACGACUACAUGGACACGGAGCUGAUCCCGAACCUGUUCGGGCGCGGGCACGUGCCGCAGCGGGACCCGCUGCUGGGCGCGGUGCUGUCGCGGCCGCCGCCGCGGCCGGCGCGCAAGCACUACUCGUGGGACCGCAUCGAGUACGACGCCACCUGACCCCCCGCGAGCCGAGUGUUGUCGCCGCCGCGCGCCCGCUGUGACGCGCCGAGCGUCCCGCAUCUCAUCGUCAAUGUGGGCGCCGUCGAAUGCCUUACUCGAUAGUCUAAAUCUAAUUUUAUCAUUAAACUAAAUUUAUGCGCGUUCGGUGUCGUUUAAAAUUUAUGAUCUCUAGUAGUCGGAGUGACGUCGCAAAGUGAAGUGUGACGCUGAUUAUAUUCGCCGCGUAGCGACCCGCGCUAGUCUCCGGUGACCCGGUCCUCCGGGAUCGGGGCCUUAGUAUUGACUAGAUUAGGGAGAUGUUCGGUGAUGUUUGAACACAUAGUGUUGGCAUCGAUAGUUAGUUGUAGACUUUGGUGUUUUGUACUUAACAGUUGAGGCGACUCGUUUGUACCGCUAGUUGUUAAUAUAGUCUUAUUAUUCAUUGUGUCGUUAUCUAAGCGUCGCCGUCAUCGCCCGGCGCUCGUCCGUAUCGAAUCCAUUCUAUGUACUAGUGUGUAUAGGCAUUGUCUACUUAUGUAUAUAUUGAAAGUAUAAUGUAAUAAUACUCAACAUAGUUGUGGAUUUCUGCAUUCCGCCCGAUGACUUAAAACAUAAGGGAAAUUUAUCAUUAGGAAAGAUGUUUCUGUCGAGGCACUAACGGUCGAUAUUCGAGACACCUGCUGCGUACACAUCGCGUUAAUUAUUAUUUAUUUAAUAUACAAAUUGAUGUUCUGUUAGUCAACAAAAAAUGCUGUAUGAUGUCUAUGUCGUAUGUAAAGCUAUUUCCCAAAACAUUGUAUGACAUUCCAGUCUUGUUGAAGUGCAACUUGCAGAGCUUCUACUGUAGCAUCUGUCAACAAUAUAAGCAGCGGAACCAAUAUUCGUGCAAUAAUUUGUCUGGACAUAUUUGUGACAGUAAGUUAUUGGGAGAGAGUUUGAGAAUUGCACGUUAACAAGCCAUCGUCAUGGGUGGGACCAGCUCGGGAACAAAAUUAGAUACGAAUCAUUUAGUUAAAGGACGGAGCCGGCUCCGCGCAAACUAACAAUUACACGGCAGGCCAAGGCAAGAGUUAUUGAACAUCAUUUUCUUCCUUUAAAACUUCGCGUAAUGCAAACAAUCCUUUUUCAAGUUAAGCCAGUAACAGAAGCGGCUGCGCUAUGUUAUAUACUAAAAUCUCGAGCCUUGUUUUAUUGAUAAAAGUCGUGACGCGUAAUUUUAUCACUUCCGUUCGCGUAGUCGUUUUUGUAACUGCCUGAACAAAAUUAAAUUGUUAUUACAAUUUAUUUUAUUGGAGAAUGUAAUCAGCAUUGUCCUAACCAUAUUGGUUUAACUAAAAGGAUUCUUACGUAAACAUUACAUUCUUGAAAAUAUAUCAUUCCAAUUAAUUAUUGUCUAAAGUGUAGGAUAGGUAAACCAUUAUGAGUAAGUAAGUUGCUGUUUGAUUGAGCUGCGAAGGCGGUAUUGUACAUUGUUUCUUCAAAUCCCUCGCCUGUUUGUGUAAUUGUUUGAUUGCAUUAUUUAUAAUUAUUUAUUUCAUUAUUGAUGGUGUACCGUUUGUUUUGAUCGGGUGUGUUCAUGAAGUGCGAGGUCUUCACUAAUUUAUUUGUGUUAUAUUAACGAUAUAGUUACGUUAUUGUCAUAAUCCUAGUGUAAUCAGAACAAGAGCGAAAGGAAACAUAGUUUUAUAAAAGUAAUUUGCCAUUAAUUGCAUUUAUGUAUAUGUUAUCAGAAUACCUUUAGAACAACGAAUGUGGCAUCACUGCCCACUUGUGCCAAUCUGUUCAAAUAAUUUUAGAUUCAUCUUCCGCUUUGUGAUAUAUAUAACAUGCAUAUAAUCUAUAUUUAUAUACAAAUUAUAUAACCUAAUCUGGGCUUUUUCUGCACUUACAAAUAUUUAGAGAUUGGUCUGAUUUUAUUGAAGCUGGUGGUUAAAAUAUGUG